Coregonus sp. 'balchen' is the source of this 15796-nucleotide messenger RNA. The record is from the annotation of a GenBank genome assembly. Lineage: Eukaryota; Metazoa; Chordata; Actinopteri; Salmoniformes; Salmonidae.
AUCUUCAGGAGGUGCUGGCUGGUGUUUAAGAAGGCGUCCAGUAAAGGCCCCAGACGUUUAGAGAAAUACCAAGAUGAGAAGGCAGCAUACUUCAGAAGCUUUCACAAGGUAAACACUAAACAUCACUUUAUAUACUGUCACUGUCUUUUACUGUGAAAUAUCCACCAAUCCUCUCUUCCUUUCAGUUAUACUGUAUAUAUAUAUAUAUAUAUAUAUAUAUAUAUAUAUAUAUAUAUAUAUAUAUAUAUAUAUAUAUAUAUAUACAGUACCUUGCAAAAGUAUUCAUCCCACUUGGCGUUUUUUCCUAUUUUGUUGCAUUACAACCUGUAAUUUAAAUUGAUUUUUAUUUGGAUUUCAUGUAAUGGACAUACACAAAAUAGUCCAAAUUGGUGAAGUGAAAUGGAAAAAAAUGAAAAAAAAUAAAUAACGGAAAAGUGGUGCAUGCAAAUAUAUUCACCCCCUUUGCUAUGAAGCCCCUAAAUAAGAUCUAGUGCAACCAAUUACCUUCAGAAGUCACAUAAUUAGUUAAAUAAAGUCCACCUGUGUGCAAUCUAAGUGUCACAUGAUCUGUCACAUGAUCUCAGUAUAUAUACACCUGUUCUGAAAGGCCCUAGAGUCUGCAACACCACUAAGCAAGGGGCACCACCAAGCAAGCGGCACCAUAUAGACCAAGGAGCCCUCCAAACAGGUCAGGGACAAAGUGGUGGAGAAGUACAGAUCAGGGUUGGGUUAUAAAAAAAUAUCCACAACUUUGAACAUCAAACGGAGCACCAUUAAAUCCAUUAUUAAAAUUUUUUAAAGAAUAUAGCACCAAAACAAAUCUGCCAAGAGAGGACCGCCCACCAAAACUCAUGGACCAGGCAAGGAGGGCAUUAAUCAGAGAGGCAACAAAGAGACGAAAGAUAACCCUGAAGGUUGGAGUAUCUGUCCAUAGGAACACAUUAAGCCGUACACUCCACAGAGCUGGGCUUUACGGAAGAGUGGCCAGAAAAAAAGCCAUUGCUUAAAGAAAAAAAUUAGCAAACACAUUUGGUGUUUGCCAAAAGGCAUGUGGGUGACUCCCCAACCAUAUGGAAGAAGGUACUCUGGUCAAGUGAGACUAAAAUUGAGCUUUUUGGCCAUUAAGGAAAACGCUAUGUCUGGCGCAAACACAACACCUCUCAUCACCCCGAGAACACCAUCCCCACAGUGAAGCAUGGUGGUGGCAGCAUCAUGCUGUGGGGAUGUUUUUCAUCGGCAAGGACUGGGAAACUGGUCAGAAUUGAAGGAAUGAUGGAUGGCGCUAAAUACGGGGAAAUUCUUGAGGGAAACAUGUUUCAGUCUUCCAGAGAUUUGAGACUGGGACGGAGGUUCAUCUUCCAGCAGGACAAUGACCCUAAGCAUACUGCUAAAGCAACAUUCAAGUGGUUUAAGGGGAAACAUUUAAAUGUCUUGGAAUGGCCUAGUCAAAGCCCAGACCUCAAUCCAAUUUAGAAUCUGUGGUAUGACUUAAAGUUUGCUGUACACCAGCGGAACCCAUCCAACUUGAAGGAGCUGGAGCAGUUUUGCCUUGAAGAAUGGGCAAAAAUCCCAGUGGCUAGAUGUGCCAAGCUUAUAGAGACAUACCCCAAGAGACUUGCAGCUAUAAUUGCUGCAAAAGGUGGCUCUACAAAGUAUUGACUUUGGGGGGGUGAAUAGUUAUUCUUGUUUGUUUCACAAGAAAAAAUAUUUUGCAUCUUCAAAGUGGUAGGCAUGUUGUGUAAAUCAAAUGAUACAAACCACCAAAAAAUCAAUUUUAAUUCCAGGUUGUAAGGCAACAAAAUAGGAAAAAUGCCAAGGGGGGUGAAUACUUUCGCAAGCCACUGUAUAUAUAUAUAUAUAUAUAUAUAUAUAUAUAUAUAUAUAUAUAUAUAUAUAUAUGUAUAUAUAUAUAUAUAUAUAUAUAUAUUCACCUCAUUGGAUGUCCAAAUAAUAUGUUGUCUGGAUAUGAAGGGUACACUCAGUAGACAGAUACGUUUUAGACGCAGCACCAGGCCAGACAGAAAUUCAUUUGUCUGAGUCUAUUGACCCUUUUAACAGUAUCGCCUCCCAUCACAAUUUAGCCACAACCUUAAUGUUUACCCUAUAACAAGCCCCAACCACCAUUUUCCCUCAGACAAUAUCGCCAAGCACUUCUUUUAUUACACAUAAAUCAGAAAAAUCUUAUUACACACAAACCGACCCCAAAAAAUCAUUUUAUUUGUCUUUCAUAAAAGUGUUUCACAUGGGGUACAAAUUGCUGUUAAGAAUCCAUUAAGGCACAUUUGUCCGCUUUAUCUCGUUCCUCCAGGGCCUUUCUCUUCCUUUGAGGAGGAUAAUCUGGAAUAUAAUAUAUCUCUCCCCGCUUCUUAAGCCCUUUGAAAAUACCCCAAUUAGGCCUCAUUAUCAGUGGCGAGGAUGAUGUUAAGUGAGUUAAGUGGCUCUGCUGUAGUGAUGGGAGGAGAGGAGAUAUAGCCUCAGAUAGGGACUGGGAGGGACACCAGUGUUUAAUGUGGCUGGGCUCUUGAAUGUGUGGCUGUAUUAUGAGAGGGACCCUUUAAUGCUUCAUAACACGCUGUCUAAUACACUAUCAUUAGUUAUCAGACACUUCGCCACCUCAUUAAGGGGUGGACUGACUGGAGGCCUAUGCUGAUUUGAGAUACAGUGGGGAAAGAAAGUAUUUAGUCAGCCACCAAUUGUGCAAGUUCUCCUACUUAAAAAGAUGAGAGAGGCCUAUAAUUUUCAUCAUAGGUACACGUCAACUAUGACAGACAAAUUGAGAAAAUAUUUUCCAGAAAAUCACAUUGUAGGAUUUUUAAUGAAUUUAUUUGCAAAUUAUGGUGGAAAAUAAGUAUUUGGUCACCUACCAACAAGCAAGAUUUCUGGCUCUCACAGACCUGUAACUUCUUCUUUAAGAGGCUCCUCUGUCCUCCACUCGUUACCUGUAUUAAUGGCACCUGUUUGAACUUGUUAUCAGUAUAAAAGACACCUGUCCACAACCUCAAACAGUCACACUCCAAACUCCACUAUGGCCAAGACCAAAGAGCUGUCAAAGGACACCAGAAACAAAAUUGUAGACCUGCACCAGGCUGGGAAGACUGAAUCUGCAAUAGGUAAGCAGCUUGGUUUGAAGAAAUCAACUGUGGGAGCAAUUAUUAGGAAAUGGACGACAUACAAGACCACUGAUAAUCUCCCUAGAUCUGGGGCUCCACGCAAGAUCUCACCCCGUGGGGUCAAAAUGAUCACAAGAACGGUGAGCAAAAAUCCCAGAACCACACAGGGGGACCUAGUGAAUGACCUGCAGAGAGCUGGGACCAAAGUAACAAAGCCUACCAGCAGUAACACACUACGCCGGCAGGGACUCAAAUCCUGCAGUGCCAGACGUGUCCCCCUGCUUAAGCCAGUACAUGUCCAGGCCCGUCUGAAGUUAGAGUGCAUUUGGAUGAUCCAGAAGAGGAUUGGGAGAAUGUCAUAUGGUCAGAUGAAACCAAAAUAUAACUUUUUGGUAAAAACUCAACUCGUUGUGUUUGGAGGACAAAGAAUGCUGAGUUGCAUCCAAAGAACACCAUACCUACUGUGAAGCAUGGGGGUGGAAACAUCAUGCUUUGGGGCUGUUUUUCUGCAAAGGGACCAGGACGACUGAUCCGUGUAAAGGAAAUAAUGAAUGGGGCCAUGUAUCGUGAGAUUUUGAGUGAAAACCUCCUUCCAUCAGCAAGGGCAUUGAAGAUGAAACGUGGCUGGGUCUUUCAGCAUGACAAUGAUCCCAAACACACCGCCAGGCAACGAAGGAGUGGCUUUGUAAGAAGCAUUUCAAGGUCCUGGAGUGGCCUAGCCAGUCUCCAGAUCUCAACCCCAUAGAAAAUCUUUGGAGGGAGUUGAAAGUCUGUGUUUCCCAGUGACAGCCCCAAAACAUCACUGCUCUAGAGGAGAUAUGCAUAGAGGAAUGGGCCAAAAUACCAGCAACAGUGUGUGAAAACCUUGUGAAGACUUACAGAAAACGUUUGACCUGUGUCAUUGCCAACAAAGGGUAUAUAACAAAGUAUUGAGAAACUUGUGUUAUUGACCAAAUACUUAUUUUCCACCAUAAUUUGCAAAUAAAUUCAUUUAAAAUCCUACAAUGUGAUUUUCUGGAUUUUUUUUUCUCAUUUUGUCUGUCAUAGUUGACGUGUACCUAUGAUGAAAAUUACAGGCCUCUCUCAUAUUUUUAAGUGGGAGAACUUGCAUAAUUGGUGGCUGACUAAAUACUUUUUUUCCCCACUGUAGCUAUGUAACUUUUUCUACUACAUCAUACCAUCAAAUUGAAACGCCUGUGUAGUGUUAACCUCUCCUAUAGAGGUCUGCUACCAACAGCAGAUUGAAUGAUGACAGAACACAUGCACCAGUGCACCUGAUAAUGUUUCCCCAUAGUGCUCCCCAGUGCACCUGAAAAUGCUUCCCUAGAAUCUCCACACAUAUUAGGAAAGGUUCCAUCUGAGGUGUUCCAGAACAAUUCUGCAGAGAAAACAACAACAGUGGAUUUGCUUUUGUGUUUUGAAGGGUGCUGCGUGGUCUAUACUCCCAGUCGGUAUUAGAUAGAACGUCGCAGCCCCGCCCGCCUGUCUGGAAAACAACCUAUGGUUACCUAAGUUACCCUAUUGGCUCACAGCAAAAACGUGACCUUUUUCAAAGCAAUUUUCUUGUUGUCUGCUUGUUUUAGUAAAUUACAAAACUACAUUUAAGAAAAGUAUAACAUGUCUAAAGAUAACUUUUCAACAUUGCUUGCUCCAGAGCGUUCUCACUACAUAUAACAUUUUUAUAUUGUAGGGCUUCACAACGACACAAACAGACUAUACUAAACAAGUUAAAUGUCUUAUAUGUGAUGAAAUGUUUUCCACACACAUAGCCGACUUGGACACCGGGUCCCCACAUUUCCCACUCUCCCACGCCGAAUAGACUGUAGCUACAGGUCUCUUCUCGCAGGCUCUAUUUCCCUACGUAGGAGUAUUGCGAACUGUAGGUUGAACAACACAGCAGUUUUUCGCCAUGUUUUGUUAUUUCUGUAUAACCAAAAAUUAACGACAAAGUUGGCUCUUUUACACUGGGUGUCAAUGGGAAAUAAUGUUUUUUUCCCCCCAAUUUGUGUGCGUGGUCGAGGGGAAUUCCUUAUUAUUAUAUGAAUAUUGAUUCGGAGUAUACAACUGAAUAAUUAUCUAAAUAUUUUCAGCAGGACCCACUCCCUGUCUCCCUUGUUUACUAUUUUGGCUGCCUCUCUAUGUCAAGAGCUCUUGACAAAGGCAUUUGCAGCCAUAAAAUGCCACCAAUGGUUUGGUUCAUAAAGUUUAAAUAAAUAAGCAGUAAACCGUAGGGAAGUAACUUUUAGAGAGUUUAUGCCUUUAGGCUAUAUUCUUGACAACAGCUUUGUGGCUGUGUUCUGAGAGGAAAGAAGAGAAGAUGAUCGAAGAGGAGAGGAGAGGAGAGGAGAGGAGAGGAGAGGAGAGGAGAAGAGAGGAGAGGAGAGGAGAGGAGAGGAGAGGAGAGGAGAGGAGAGGAGAGGAGAGGAGAGGAGAGGAGAGGAGAGGAGAGGAGAGGAGAGGAGAGGAGAGGAGAGGAGAGGCUGGCUAACCACACAGAGCCCAGCUAGCUCUAGUGCUGAUGUGGUCUUGGCUGCCAGUUCUGUGUUAUAAUUGUGUUUCUGGGGGAAGAUAGGAACCAUAUUCACUUCAUAUUCACUUCCUCACAUCAGCAAUGCAAACAGAUGGUAGCGAUGCUAUUUUCUGGAUAUUGAAUACUGAGGGUAAUGGUAUUCAAUACAGUUUUGUACAACCUCAUCAUCACAAUGCCUUGUGAUGCAGUUUCACAACAGUCUUGAACAGACAAUGCUGUUCAUGGAACAUGGAAUUUAUUUCACUAGCAAUAAUCAUAUCAAACAUAGAAACCUUCAAUCUUCAUGUGGUAUGUUAGUAUGGCUCGUGGCACUGAGCUCUAACAGUCAGGUUUUUACUAUAUGGGCAACACACGAACGCUGGCACGCACACACACACACACACACACACACAUUUUACUACAGUAUAUGGGCAGUGAGCCCACCUAAUACAUUCCCACCAGGCUGGCAUUGUGCCCACGGUUGGCUCUGAGCGAGUACUCUACAAUAAUGUAAUGGCUCUUAUCUGUCCAGCAGCGAACAGAGAGCGGAUUGUUGAAUAAAACAGCCCUAUAAAUGCACAAGAUAUUCAAUUAAAUGACUGUUAACUCCCAGAGUUAACAUGAUUUAGGAGCUUUUGAUUCUCCUCCUGAGUAUUGAUUGGAUCUUUAGUGGUCGUUUGCAAAGUGAAGCAGUUUCACCGAUGGCUCUUGUUGUUUUUUUAGUUAGAGCCAGACCAACGGAUGUCUAAACUCUCAUUUAGGAGACUGAGUUGGCAAUAAUGUAUAUGACAAGCUUGUUAAUCCAUUACACAAUAUAAAUGGUCUUCUUCACAAUAAAUUAAACAAUAGAAGUGGUAAUGAGUUGCAUUCAUAUAGCUCCUUUCAACAGGUCUCACAGAGCUUAUGAGAUAUGAAUAUUGUGUAAAUAAAUAUGAUAAAAUUACAUUUUGUUUUGCAAUUAUGCGUGUAUAGAACAUCACCAACAGUCAUUUAAGAUGAUAAACUAUCAGUUAAGGGAGCAAGUCGAACAACCAAUUUAUCUCUAAAACUUGGCUUUAAUUUCUGGAUCUCGUUAUGUUUUAUUUGGAAGCUAACAUAACUAGACGAUGUGUUCCCUUGUCCUCUCGGCUGUCGUCUUGUUGAUUUGGCUAAUGUUUUGUUGUUCUGUUUCUCUUAGAUCACGGAGCUUCACAAUAUCAAGAACAUUACACGGAUGCCGCCGGAGACCAAGAAACACGCAAUGGCAAUCAUCUUCUACGACGAGACUUCCAAGACAUUUGCCUGUGAGUCAGGUAAGCAAUGCAACACUGGGGAAUGGAGGGAGGGAAGGAGGGAGGGAAGGAGGGAGGGAGGGGGGAUGAUGAGUAUGGGGGAGAGAGAGGGAGAAAGCAAUAGAAGAGAGAAAAGAACAGAUAAUAAUAAUAUAAUAUAACAUGCCAUUUAGCAGACGCUUUUAUCCAAAGCGACUUACAUUCAUGCGUGCAUACAUUUUUGUGUAUGGGUGGUCCCGGGGAUCGAACCCACUACCCUGGCGUUACAAGCGCCGUGCUCUACCAGCUGAGCUACAGGGGAAGGAUAGAGAGUGAGAGAGAAAGACAAUUGAGUACUGAAGGUGUUCCAAGCACCAGGCAUGUGAUUCUGUACUGUAUUAACUAAGAAAGGUGUGUGUGUGUGUGUGUGGGUUUGUGGGGAGGGGUACUUGGGUAUUAUAUAUAUAUGGUUGCAUCCCUCUGGAUCCUAGUAGAGCAGAAUGCUGUGAUCUGAUAGGUUGUAAUGAAUUCUGCUGCAGGAACUGGCUGAGUUAAUAGUGUUAAGAGUCUUUAUAGAGAACUAAAGAGAAACACAGAGAGAUAAAGGAGGAUGGAUAUUGGAUUCAUAGUGAUAAAGGGAUGGGGAGGGAAAGAGUGAGAGAGAAUGAUUGGGAAGAGUGAAUGAUAGUGAUAUGGAUAGUGAUAGGGAGAGAGAGAGGGAGAGAGAGAGACAGUGGGGAUGAGAGAGAAAUAGAGUGAGCAGUGGUCCUGCAGAGAUAUCAUUAGCACCUCUCCAUCCUCUCCUUUCCUCUCCUUUCCUCUCCUUUCCUCUCCUUUCCUCUCCUUUCCUCUCCUUUCCUCUCCUUUCCUCUCCAAUCCUGUAAUGUCACAAACAGAGAAGUAAACAGUAGUUAAUUGCGCACUGGGUGGAAGAGACAUACACAAACAAACAAGGACAGUGAUCUGCUGUAGACAGGUUGCAGAGGAUUUUAGUAUGUGUGAGUGUGUGAGUGUGUGAGUGUGUGUGUGUGUGUGUGUGUGUGUGUGUGUGUGUGUGUGUGUGUGUGUGUGUGUGUGUGUGUGUGUGUGUGUGUGUGUGUGUGUGUGUGUGUGUGUGUGUGUGUGUGUGUGUUAAGGUGCUGAUGUGCUGAUGUGAGCUGUAGCAGUGGAUCUCAGGGGAGAGAUUAUGUGGCUUAUGGGGUGCAGUGAACUCUAUCUCCACUCUCUCCCCAUUCUCUCUCUCUCUCUCUCUCUCAAUUCAAUUCAAUUCAAUUUAAGGGCUUUAUUGGCAUGGGAAACAUAUCUUAACAUUGCCAAAGCACGUGAAGUAGAUAGUAAACAAAAGUGAAAUAAACAAUAAAUAUUAACAGUAAACAUUAAACUCAGAAGUUCCAAAAGAAUAAAGACAUUUCAAAUGAAAUGGAGAAACUUAUUCAAGAAAUAUCAAGUGUAAUAUAUUAUAAAAAUAAAGCAAACUGGAUGGAAUAUGGGGGAAAAUGCACCAAAUUAUUUUUUAAUCUUCAACAUAGGAAUGCUACCAAAAAUAACUUAAUGAAACUGGUUACAAUUGACGGAGUCACCCAUGAUUCACCAAAUUAUAUUUUGAAGGAGGAAACAAAGUACUUUAAGCAUAUGUUUUCUUUUCAGUCGCCUCCAUCUCCUCUAACUGAAGCUAAUUGUAUGGAUUUUUUUCUAUUGAUAAUGUAAAAUUAACAGCCAUACAGAAAGACUAAUGUGAAGGUGAAAUUACAGAGGAGGAACUUCUGGAUGCAAUUAAAGACUUUAAGUCCGGAAAAACUCCAGGUUUGGAUGGCAUACCAGUCGAGGUAUACCAAACCUUUUUUGAUAUACUAAGAGGACCGUUAUUAGCAUGUUUUAACCACUCCUAUGUAAAUAGAGGAUUAUCUGACACUCAAGAAGAAGGUCUGAUCUCAUUAUUACUGAAACAGGAUACAAGUGGAAAAUAUAAAGAUCCAGUCCAUUUAAAAAAUUGGAGGCCCCUUACACUUCAGUGUUGUGAUGCAAAAAUUCUAGCAAAAUGUAUAGCGCAUAGAAUUAAAAAUGUAGUUUACCAAUAAAAUGGUCUGAUGGUGAUGUGAAAAUACUCUGAAUACAUAUCCCAAAGGAAAUAAAUGAUCUCACUUCAAUACAUUUUAAUAGAAAGUUAGCAAAAAUAGACAAGAUCUUGCUACCAUGGAAAGGUAAAUACCUGUCCAUUUGUGGAAAAAUCACCCUGAUUAACUCUUUAGUAUUAUCCCAGUUUACCUAUUUGCUUAUGGUCUUGCCUAUAUUCAAUAUGCCAUAUUAUUUGGAACAGCAAGCCAGACAAAAUUAAAAGGGCCUAUUUAUAUAAUGAAUAUGAAUUCGGAGGACAGAAAUGAUUAAAUAUUAAAGCAUUAGACCUAUCACUAAAAGCUUCAGUCAUACAAAAGUUAUACUUAAAUCCGAACUGGUUCUCAAGCAAAUUAGUAAGAUUGUCUCACCCAAUGUUCAAGAAAGGCCUUUUUUCCCUUUAUUCAGAUUACAACCACUCAUUUUCAGUUAUUUGAAAAGGAAAUAAUCUCCCAAAUAUCACUAUUUCUAAAACAAGCCAUAGAAAGUUGGUUGCAAUUUCAAUUUAAUUCUCCAGAAAUGACAGAACAAAUAAUGCAACAAAUAUUGUGGUUAAAUUCAAAUAUACUAAUUGACAAAAAACCUUUAUUUUUUGACAGAAUGUUUAAAAAAAGGUAUAAUGUUCGUAAAUGAUAUCAUUGGUAGAACUGGUGGAGUUAUGUCGCACAUGCAGCUAACAAAAACAUAUGGAAAUGUCUGCUCUACCCAAAAUUACAACCAAAUAAUUACAGCCUUACCGCAAAAGUGGAAGAGGAAAGUGGAAGGGGGAGAAAGUAAGGAACUUGUCUGUCGGCCUUGCAUUAAAGAACAGAAUUGGUUAAGGAAAACUGUGAUAAAUAAAAAAGUAUAUCAGCUUCACUUAAGGACCAAAGGAUUGACAGCCGUCCCAUAUAGAUUGCAAAAUAGUUGGGAAGAGAUUUUUGACGUACCAAUCCCAUGGCAUAGUGUUUAUGAACUGACACGCAAAACGACACCGGAUUCAAAAAUUAGAAUCCUUCAAUUUAAAUUAUUAUAUAAAAUUCUUGCUACCAAUAGAAUGUUAUUUAUAUGGGGGAUACAAUCUUCCCAGCUCUGCAGAUUUUGCUGUGAAGAGACAGAAUCAUUAGAUCAUUUGUUAUGGUUCUGUCCAUUUGUAGCUUGUUUUUGGACACAGGUCCAGGAAUGGCUAAAGGAUUGCAAUAUUUACCUGGAGCUAACCUUGCAGAUAGCAUUACUGGGUGAUCUGAAAAGUCAUAGUCAAUCGAUCAAUAAUAUAAUAAUACUUUUAGCCAAAAUGUUUAUUUUUAAUUCACAAUCUGUAGAAGCAAUGAGAAUAGAAAGGUUCAGAACUUUUGUAAAACAUCACAGUACGGUUGAAAUACAUAUGGCAAAUAAUCCUAUAUGGAUGGUGUUAAGAGAUAGAUGGGAGGUAUUGAAUGGAGUUGAAGGAUGGGACUAAUAACAACAAAUAAUAACAAGAUAACUAAUAAUGUAAGCAUACUGUGUCCAUAAUAAGUAUAUAGGUUGUAUGUUGGGAGCUUUUGGGAAAGAGCACAGUUAGAAAGAUAUGACUUAUAGAAGCAAACCGGAUGGACAUCAUGAAAAUGAUCGGAGAGGUUGAGAGUAGAAGAAGUUCAGGAGCAAAAACAAAUAAAAUAGAAUGAUUGUAAAAUUGACUGUGUCCAUAAGGUGUAGAUAGUAAGUAUAGGCUGGAAGUAGAGGCCUGGGCAUUGUUGUUCACUAAUUUACCCCAAGUAGGGAAAGGAUGGCAGGGUUGAAAAGUAAUAAAGGGGAGUAUAUAUAUAAAAAACAUGGAGGAUUGGAAGUGAUGCAGACAAUUACAUUGAUGGAAGUUACAAUCUAUCUGCAAUAUUAAGCUGAUCUACCCCCCCCAAAAAAUAAUAAUAAUAAUAUAAGACAUUUCAAAUGUCAUAUUAUAUAUAAAUAUACAGUGUUAUAACAAUGUGCAAAUAGUUAAAGUACAAAUGGGAAAAUAAAUAAACAUAAAUAUGGGUUGAAUUUACAAUGGUGUUUGUUCUUCACUGGUUGCCCUUUUCUUGUGGCAACAGGUCACACAUCUUGCUGCUGUGAUGGCACACUGUGGUUUUUCACCCAGUAGGUAAGGGAGUUUAUCAAAAUGGGGUUUGUUUUCAAAUUCUUUGUGGAUCUCUGUAAUCUGAGGGAAAUAUGUGUCUCUAAUAUGGUCAUACAUCUGUCUCUCUCUCUCUCUCUCUCUCUCUCUCUCUCUCUCUCUCUCUCUCUCUCUCUCUCUCUCUCUCUCUCUCUCUCUCACACACACACACACACACACACAUGCACGCACACAUGCACAAGAGCCCUCACACAAACACACACACUGCUCACAGUUACACUGCUGACCCCUCCCCCUUCCCAGAGUCCCUUGCCAUAUGGAGUGCUGUGUCCCCCGUGUCCAACACAUGGUCCUUCACUUCCUACUCUCAAUCACACACAUGCACACUAGGGCUGGGCGGUAAACCGCAAUUUAGUACAUACGGACCAGUUUGGAUUUUUACUUUACCUUACAUAACAGUAUAUCAAUGUUUGGUUUAUUAAAUGUAAUAUAAAUGUAAUAACUGAGUGAUGAAACUUGAAAAAUGAUGUAAAUCAUCUGUUCUUGCUGCCAGUAAGAGACUGCUAACAGUUGAGAACUGAUAAUUUGCUAGCAAGAGCUUUGGCUACGCACUUUUUGCCAUCAAUGUUGCCUGUGAGGCAGUGCGGGUGCCAAAAGCACCUUAGAAAUCGGCACAACGUCCCAUGUGGCGAAAGUAAGAACUGCCAUUGAAUCCAUUGAAAAUACAUGGUCACUAACAAGGUUCCAUCCAAUGUUUUUAUGCGAGUAAAGUAAAUGUUGGAUAAAAAAUGUGAUGACAGGCCUGAUGGAAACCAAAAAUGUGUCAUUAAACUUUCCAAAUGCCGACAAAACUAAAUACGCUAUACAAGGUGGGAUCUUUUUGUGUCUGUAAAAUGUAUAAUGUCAGUGGAAACGCUUAUGCGUAAAUAUUGAUAUAAUAACCAAUCAUAUGGGAGUAAACUUGGAGUCACACGAUGUUGUGUGGUCCUCCCACUACGACUCUGGAAACCAUGCAGUUUAUUAGGCUACAAAUUAAAGAAGUUAUGAUGAACUUCACAUGGUGGUGAAAGUGCAAGGUGAUGAGCUUGAUGCUCCUUUCCAAUAAAUAUCGAGGGACUUGCACAUGAGGAGGUACUUAAAGGGUACUCCGGACAGAGCAGAAUUCAGUUGGUGGUACAGUAACCGAUAAAGGUUGGGAACCACUGAUGUAGGCUAUACCCGCACUGUAUCUGCCAGCUGUUGGCUAGAGCGCACGUGCCAAUACCAGAGUGGGCACAUUUGCAACAUUUUUUGUGAGAAAACCAUCAGUAGAGUUGAAAAUGCGAUGGAAACCCAUUGAACUUGUAUUUUUUAUUCGGUACAUGGGAAUUUAACCACAAAAUAUAUUUUUAUGUGCAGCUAUGUCAUCACGCACAGCCUUUUAUCAGAAACAAGUCAAUUUGAUGGAAGCACAUCUCUGGUGGGAAAAUGUGCAUAUUGUUUUUAUAAAGAUUUUAGAAUAAUUGCAUAAAAGUCUGUCUCUAUUGGAUGGAAACCUAGUUAUAGAGAAGAAUAACUAGUCUGAUAAAGAAAAACUUAACUUUUUCACAAAAUAGAGACAUACAAAGACAAAACAAAUGUUUGAUGUGGUAAUGAAAACUAAUGAGUGACUGAAAUGCAGAAAUGUAUGCAGAAAAUUAUUUUGAUUGAACAGUAUAAAACAAUCAGAAGAGAGAAAGCCCCAUUAAAACCACUUAGAAGGUAUUUGUUACCACCCUAAGGUCACUACUCAUGAAGCAUAUUUGCAGCUUUUAUUAUAAAAAAAAAGAUAAAAUAUUGUCAAAUACCUUCAUAAAUGACAAAAAUAUCAUGAUAUGAUAUUUUGGCCAUGUCGGCCAGCCCUAACGCACGCACACACUUUCUCUAUCUCUCUCCCAUGUCCACCCCAUGCAGGAGGCUGCCCUCCCAGGGUCCUUCACUUCCUGUGCUCUCUCUGUGGUACUGUGCCAGUGUCAGCCUCUCUUCUCUCUCGAUCCCUCUUGCUCCUUCUCACUGCUAGUUUUUUUUUUACUGAUGUCUAGCUCUCUAAUCUCUUCCACUCUUUCCUUCUCUCUCUCUCUCUCUCUCUCUCUCUCUCUCUCUCUCUCUCUCUCCUCUCUUCUCUCUCUCUCUCUCUCUAUCUCUCUCUCUCUCUUCUCUCUCCUCUCUCCUCUCUCUCUCUCUCUCUCUCUCUCUCUCUCAUCUCUCUCUCUCUCUCUCCUCCUCUCUCUCUCUCUCUCUUUCCCUCUCCCCUCCCUCUCAUUUUCCUCCCUCUCCCUCUCUCUCCCUAUGUGUUGUCCAGGCUGCCUCUCGGAUAAAGUGUUUCGUUAUGUGAUUUUCCACUCGGCAGUGUGUGAGUUUAGACUUCAGACACACUCAGAGGACACAGGCUCAGCAAGGGAGCUCUUAAGGUUCCUUGGAGAACUCUUGUCGGAUAAAGAAACUUUGAGUUAAGUGUGGGGUUUUUGACGUGGCAUCUACAGUUCUUCAGAAUUCUAAAAGGUUCUUGAAAUGUCUAUAGAAGCCUGCAGAUGUGUCCCUUUAAUAGCACACAGCAAAUUGGCCAGUGUUAACUAGUGUUGAUUCAAGAGUUAAAUUAACAGUAUAAAGAGUUAAAUUAACACUCAGUGGUGUAAAAGAACCUCAGUGUUGGUGUCAAUAACCAGAGUUGAACCAAAACCACGGCCAUCAUUAUCAUAUAUUCCAGCAUGCUCUAUUGCAGGUGGAUUUUUAGAAUUGUUUGUUUCAAUAUCUAUGUUUUUGCAUGAACAUUUAUUUAUUAAUUAAUCUUAUGCUACUCAAAUAUAAAUAACAGACAUUUUUCUAAACUAUUCCAAUCUGUUACUUGGAUUAAUUGCACCCAUUAAUGAAAUGUUUGUUCCAGCAUAGAUGUUUAAGGUAGUCUUAUAUCGUAGUCUUCCCAACCAUUCUAAAUGCAGGUUGCAGGUGAAUAAAAAUUCAAAAUGUUGGAUAUCCCCAAUCUGGCUGGAUUCCAAUAGGAAUUGCACAUCACUUUGCAAGCCAGCAUAAUGUGACCUUCAGGCCACUGCAUUAGGGUAAAACUAGGCCAUAUUGGUGAAGGCCACGGAACUGAAAAUGAAUGAAUGCAACAAUCAUGUCUCUGUCACUAGCAAACACAGUCAUGGGUGGUACAAGUAACUCUAAAAUUAACUCGAAAGGCACCCUGGGAAAUAUGCAAAUAAGGCUUAAAACCCUACAACAAGCCCUUCAAUUCCGGUCCUGGAAGGCUGAAACAUUUCUGGUUUGGGAUUUUUAUAUGGUUCUUCAAAGAACCAUCCAUUUAUGGUUCUUCAGAGACCCUAAAAUGGUUCCCCUAUGGCAUCACUCUCAAUAACCUUAUUUGGUUCCAACUUGCACCUUUAUUUUUAAGAGUGUACAAACACACACACACACACACACACAGUGCCAUGUCCUGGAGCUCCUUUGGGAAGAGACCAGGGAGAAGUAGACAACACACAGAUAAACAACUCAGUCUGACUCUCAUUUCAUAGCUCAGUAACUCUCAUCCACACUCUACAAUCUGGAGACUUACUUUCCAUUGUAAACAGAGCUUUUUCCAUCUUUAGAGGAAGACAUUGGUAUUCACCAACAACUGUCUAUCUGUUUGCUGUGUGAGGGAGUGAGAAUUUGAAUCAUGAAACCAUCAGCCUCCACUUAGUGGUUAAUUAAACAAUUCAAUCUUAUAACACCCCUCCUCUUCUCUCACCACUACCAAGAGUGCCAGAGUUUAGCUUUUCGAGACUCGUGCACACGGCAGCGUAUUUGUGUGUGUUCAUGUUCCUGUUCCUGUUUGUGUGUGCAUGGAUGCCUCAGAGCGAGAUAAGGUGUGUGUAACUGAUGAAGAGAGUAGAGAUAUUAUCGACGUGUAUGGGUUUGAUUAAAAGAUUGUCACUGUUGCUCCGAGAUAAUUAUUUUCGGUUGCAUUCACACAAUUUCCUUAGAGAUCAAUCCUGUUAAUUGUUUGUUACACCCAGGCUUCCCGUCAAUUAAUUAUAUCACCCUAUUGGGAUAAUAAGCUAUUGAUUUUCUGGUGUUAAGAACAUCCCCCUGUGUUCUGCUUGUUGAUCAAAUCUAUCCAUGAAAAAAUGCUGUAUGGCCUGAUCCCAGAUCUGUACUGGAUGUGCUUUACAAGACGUGAUGGCUGGGUAUAUCAGAGAUCUGGUGGUCAAGUGCUGUAGGAGUAAAGUAUAGGAGAGAGGGGAGAGAGGGAAGAGAGAGAGGGUGAGGGAGGGGAGUGUUGAGAGUGGUCAGAGGGGAGAAAGGGGAAACGGGAAGAAAGAUGGGAUAGGAGAGGAGAGAGAGGAAAUUCAGCAUUCAUCUAGUGUUUUGUGUUCAUGAACUGCUUGCCUCUUUUCAUCAGCUGAGAAUCAAUCAGAUUGAUUUUCUCCAGGUUACCGUUACCUGGUGCUCACGUCUGGGGGCUUUUUUUGGUCCACAGUGCAUGCUGUAUGAUUCAUCUGUGUUUUUGUGUGUGUACUUUUCUAACUUUGUGUGAGCUGGAUGUGGAGGAGUGUUGUAAGCUGCGUUGUGUGGAGUGUGUAUUUCUGUGUGAGUGUGUUUAACUCUUGUUUUAACUCUGUGUUUAGAGCUGGAUGCAGAGGAGUGGUGCAAGCUGCUGUGUGUGGAGUGUCUAGGAAGCCGACUGAACGACAUAAGCCUGGGAGAACCAGACCUGUUAGCAGCGGGGGUGCAGCGGGAGCAGAGC